This is a messenger RNA of Bombyx mandarina (wild silkworm), 3055 nucleotides long. It is a transcript of the gene mdy, whose product is annotated as diacylglycerol O-acyltransferase. Gene Ontology annotation, biological process: triglyceride biosynthetic process. Gene Ontology annotation, cellular component: endoplasmic reticulum membrane. Gene Ontology annotation, molecular function: diacylglycerol O-acyltransferase activity. Lineage: Eukaryota; Metazoa; Arthropoda; Insecta; Lepidoptera; Bombycidae. The record is from RefSeq and is a predicted model, not a curated record.
AUGAUGACAGAAACUGAAGAUAAGACACUUCGUUAUAGGAGAGCCCAAAGUGUCACUCGUGCAGAAGAAAUAACUGAAAAGGAGAAGAAAGUACGAAGUUCACAAUUGGAUAAACCGAUUCACAAGCCCCGAGAUUCUUUAUUUUCAUGGAGUUCAGAAUUUGCAAACUUUACUGGAUUGGUAAACUGGGGUUUCCUAAUGCUCACAGUUGGUGGAGUACGACUCUGCCUUGAAAACUUCUUAAAGUAUGGUUUUCGUGUGAACCCGAUAGAAUGGAUCAUAGUAUUAACCGGCUACAACGAAGGUCACUCUCACCAAUAUCCAUCAGUUGUUUUACUUAUAUUCAGUAUUGUACCAACCGUUGUUGCACUUAUGAUUGAAAAAGGAAUUGCUGUGAAUUUAAUAAAUGAAAAACUUGGCGUGUUCUUACAAAUAACUAAUAUAUUGUUUAUUAUCACGCUGCCCGCUGUUGUUCUGCAAAUCAAAGGAAAUCAUUUUAGCUUCAUCGGUGCUACGACGGUGUGUAUGAUAUACUUGAUCCUGUUUUUGAAGAUUUGGAGCUACUCACAAACCAAUUAUUGGUGCAGAAAUGGCACGAAGAACAGAUUCUCCAAAAACAAAUUGAGAAGGCAAAGCUUGUCAGCACCUAAUUGGAGUAAACUAGUCAAUGCAGAACAAGACCAGACGUAUGAAGAGGAGAAGAACGAGGAGGCGGCUGCUGCUGGACUCAUCAAGUAUCCAAAUAACUUGACUUUAAAAGAUUUGUUCUAUUUCCUGUUGGCCCCCACCCUUUGCUAUGAGUUGAAUUUCCCCCGAACAGCACGGAUCAGGAAGAGGUUCGUAGUGAAGAGGUUAGUGGAGCUUGCGUUUGGAGUCAAUUUGGUGCUCGCCUUGUUCCAGCAGUGGAUGAUACCGUCCGUCACGAAUUCCGUCGACACUUUCUCCACCAUGGAUCCGAUCAGGAUCACCGAGAGGCUUCUGAAACUUGCCGUGCCCAACCAUCUCAUCUGGCUCUGUCUAUUCUAUUUGAGUUUCCAUUCGUUUUUAAACCUCAUGGGAGAGCUGCUUCAGUUCGCCGACCGGAAUUUCUACAACGACUGGUGGAAUGCGAACAAUAUAUCCGUGUUCUGGAGCACUUGGAACACGCCGGUGCACCUGUGGGCGGUUAGACACGUGUACGUACCGAUCACGGAGCGAGGCUACACGAAGGGGUUCGCUAGUAUCAUAGUUUUCUUGAUAUCGGCCUUCUUCCAUGAGUAUUUGGUGAGCGUUCCACUGCAGAUGUUCAGAAUCUGGGCCUUUCUCGGCAUGAUGGCGCAGCCUCCGCUGUCUGUGAUCUCUCGCAUCGCAGAACGACGUCUAGGGCCGCGCUGGGGGAAUAUCAUGGUGUGGAGCUCACUCAUCCUGGGCCAGCCACUCGCCAUCAUGAUGUACUACCACGACUACGCUCUCUUGCACUUCACAUCGGAAUAACAAAGCUCAUAAUCGCAUGAUAGAUAUAUAGUUUACAAGCAGAAUUUGAAUAGGGAUGGUUCAGAGUCGCCAAACAUGCACGAUGAAAAUAGCUAAUAACCAAAGCACAGUGUGGUUUUAAAUAUAUAAUACAAUUGUAUUAUUUCAUGCAUAUAACGGUUUCAUUGUUAAAAAGAGUGAAAUUAUCAGGUUAUGUGAAAAAUCAAAUAGAGGGAAGGCGCGAUUAACCAAAAAAUACUAAAUUCUAAUAUUAAAUUUAAGCUAGUUUUAUAUGUUAGUACAAUUUUUUGUGUAAAAAUAAAUCAUGAGUCGAUCCCAAUUUCGAUUCCUUGUUCAUUAUAAUAUUCUGAAGGACUUCAGUGAGCUGAAGAAGUCUACUAAAAUAUUAUUUCAUGCGAUUAUGAACGUUAUUCGUAAGUAGGUAGAUUUCAUUUUUCGUGUUUUCGGUAUCGGUGUUUUUAUUUUUAUAUUUUUAUGAUGAAAAAUUAGUAAUUGGCUAUGAUUUAAAUUAAGAUAACAAAAAUUGUUUGUUUCGUGGGCCGCCAAGGAUUAUGGGGGGAUCCACUAUUUUUGACAAUAAAUUAAACAAAAUUUAUUUAUCUUUUAUCACAAUUAAUCCCACGUCAAAAAGUAUUUCACAUGAUGUUGUGAGUCCAAGUAUUCCAAAAUGCUUAAUAAUAUUAUAAAUAAUUUAAUUACGAAAUAAUCAACUUUAUGGCGCCUUAAACGUCAUAUUAUUAUAGUAUUGCCGAUAUAGCCUUAUACAAGUAAUGGGGUACAAUAUAUAGCGUUUAAGUACAAAAUUCUAUCUUAACUAACAGACUAGAGUUUUAUUUCUGUUAAGUGUGUAAAACUAGAUAUAUAGACAUUUUAUAUUAAUUACUGAAUUUUUACUUUCCUUCCUUUCAAUAUAUUCUAUAAAAUCUUUGAUAAGCAUAACUUUAUAUACCCGAGCGAAUUUAUUUAAAUUCAAGUACCUUUUGAAUUUUUUUUUAAUGUAUUUUCUUAUGAUUACUAAUACAAUGAUUUUUAUAUUAUUACUUUAUUAUUAUUAAAUAAGAUAUUAUGUGCGGGAAAUAAACAUAUAAUUAAGACUGAUUAUGCUUUCUAAGCGACAUUUGUGAUAAUUUGCCAUAAAAACGAAAUGUUCCUUGUCAAAUUCUUUAGAAUAAUUUUAUAUGUAGAAAUUUCCAGAAUAGCAAUUAUUUUGUCUUAUUUAUUAUCCUAUCUUCCUUAAUGUGUCUAUUGGCUUUCUAUUAUUCUAAUUUUAUGGGUUAAUGUUUUGGACGUUGAAUUUGUUGAGCUAUUCGUCAAACCCAAAGAAUGUUAUCUAAAUAAUUUGAUUUGGAACAUACUAAAUCAGGUGAUAAUUUUUCUUUCCGAAAAUUUUCAGAGUAAUUAAAAAUAUCACAAGAUGAUGUACUAGUUGAAGAAAUAGCAAUGACAAAUAGCUAUAAUAAUAUUCUUGUGGUGCGCCACCACGUUUUUUUGCCAUUAAAAUUAGGAUCAAAGCAAAAUUAAUAUUUUUAAAUAUAUUAUAUCAUGAUUUUUUAAUGUUGUUUAAUAAAUAUUUUUUAUCUGA